Suillus clintonianus is the source of this 1977-nucleotide messenger RNA. RefSeq lists its product as uncharacterized. The record is from RefSeq and is a predicted model, not a curated record. Lineage: Eukaryota; Fungi; Basidiomycota; Agaricomycetes; Boletales; Suillaceae. The transcript is spliced from 5 exons. Bases 1 to 1977 code for a protein of 658 amino acids.
AUGUCACAUUACGGAAGGCGUCCAAGCUCAUCGUCCCAUCUGAUGGCGUCCAGCUCAGCCAGUGCAAAGUUUCUCCUGCUAUACGAAUCCCUUCCACCUGAUGAACAGUAUGCUCUCGUAGAGAGCUCGCUUGCACCGCUCCUCAAUGUGGUUUCUAAAGAGAAAUCAAACCGCACUCUGGCAUCAGCAGCACGUAUGCACAAGAAAUAUGUCAACAUGCCGUCCUUGAACUUGAAAGCCAAAAAGAUGGAGGUCACUUCACUCCUUGAUGAGCUCGCCCGCGACAACAAACGUUCUUACGUGAAAGAACAGUCGCGCAAAGAAGAACUCCUUGCGGAAGUCAUCGAGAGCGUCAUCGACUGGCUCAAUGAUAUCUGGAGAGUCGUAUACGAGUACGGUACAAACUUUUCAAAGGCCCAUGCUUGUCUCUUGUACGCGUCUCAAGCGGUCGAGCAGAUCGGGAACGCGCGCGUCGGAUGCAAGUGUUCUUUCAUGAACAUGUACAUCUCUGUAAAGAUCAGACGUGCCUCCGGCAAGGUCGUCAAGUCCUUCCAUUUCACCGGCGCGCACAACCUCGAGCGUGUCAUGCUUUGGAUUUGGCGCGACCUUUUUAUAGUCAUACUUGCCGAUGGCACUAAGCGUCAGAAGGCUACUAUUCCAGAUAUGCUCGACGAUAUUCGCGCCGAAUAUGGCUGGAAGGCUCUCGAACGAUUACUCUACGGUGGCCAAAAACCCGAUGACGACGACGAAGAUGAUGACUAUGACUACUAUGAUGAUGUUGAUUAUGACGAAGACCACAGCGAAGACUACACUGACACUGAUGCAAAAUCCGAUGGCACCGCUUGCAGCGAUUCUAACUGUCCUUGUGGAUUCCACGCGUCUCAUUGGUCUAACAAAUUCAACGACGUUCGCAUCUCUUUGCGCAAUCUCAUCCGUACCUCCCUCGUCUCUCUCUUUGCCAUCAUGCCCAGUCCAAUCCUCUUCGCAAGUAUCGGCGACAUAUCUGAAGCGGAUGGAAUGGACGAUGACGACCUCUGCGAAGAGCUCCUCCCCACCCUCAUGCGUGUAGCCACCUACAGCUCCGAGAAUUAUGCCACAGCACUGCAUAUAUGUGCACUGCAUGCGCAUACAGAUAACCUUAAUAGUCUACUCACCAGCCACGCCCACCUUCUGCGUCCCCGUGACACGCCCGCACACCAGCUAGCCAUCAUAGUCCUUGCCACACAACCAUCCUACCAGCUAAAUGCACUGCGCAUCGUCGAGAAAGAACUGCUCGACACUGUGCACGCCAUACGCGCCGCUGUACGGAGCGCAUUUUGCCAUAUCGAUCUUGAGGCCAAUAAGACGGAGCUCGCCGAGAUCGUAGCAUUGCGUCUGGAGGCACUGGGGCGACGAGGGCGGAUAGAACGCUGGGUCGGUGCUGUGGUGACGCCUUCAAGUGAUACCGCCCAUCCGAUGGCGCUGGCGGCACUCAUGAUGGGGCUUCCUCUCCCCCCCGGGAUGGAAGGGGCUAUGGACGAUUCCGAUCCGCUCGGAUACAUUGACAUGGAUAUACAAGAUCCGGAACUGGAUGACCUGCGGGAAGAUUUCCGUCCAAACCUGAAGGCACGCCUCGAUGGUUGGAUAGAAGCGGGCCGAACAAUCAAGGGAGGGGUUUCGUUGUUGUUGAAGGUGUAUACUGUUAUUUUGGAGAUGAUGCCGUUCAUGGGUGUGCCGGAUAUAGUGGAUGAGAUGACGAGAGAACUCUCCGAAAGACCAAGUAAAGUCUUCCUCUGCGAUGCACUUGAUGCUCUUUGGGAUUUCUGUAGGCAGCAGAGGCGCAAGUUCGCAAAACCUAAGAGCAAGUUGAAGCCGCCCUGCACCCCCAAUACUUCGCAAGCAUCAGGCCAAUCGAGUGAUUCUGGGGGAGUGACUUUCGUCACGAUAAAUAACCCGCAGCAGUCUUGUCCGGGAGGAGUAAUGGACGAUGUCGAUUGA